AUGCAAUACGUUAAUGGUAAUGAUAUUUCAAGUCAAAGUAUUCAUGAAGUUUUAGAACUUGCAUUUUCAACAAAAAUCCCAUGGACAAAAUUAGAAUAUGAAUCAAGUGAAAAACAUAUAAUACAUUCCUAUUCAUCACAUGAAAGAGGUAUUUAUUUAAGUAAAGGUGUUGCAGAAUUUAAUAUUUCACCAGAAAAUAUGUAUGAACUUUUAUUGGAUAUUUCUUCAAGAUCAAAAUGGGAUUUUCAUUGUAGAGAAGCACAUAUUAUUGAAGAAUAUGAUCAUUUAAAUCAUAUUAUUCAUUUAAAUUUUACAAAUCCAUUAAUUAGUAAUUUGGAUAUGAAUUUAUAUAGAAGUUGUAAGUAUGAUCCACAAGAGAGAUUAUUUGUAAUUGCUAUGAGAUCAAUUGAAUUGGAGGAUGGUGAUGUUGAUCAAUUUGAAUGUUUACCAAAUGGAUGGGUAAUUCAAGGUUUAAGAGGACAAAAAGAUAAAUGUAAGAUGACAUUCGUUCAACAAUGUGAUCUAAGAGAUAUAGAACUUCAACGUAUUCCAGGUUAUAAAUCAUUCAAUAGUAAAGAGAGACUUGAGGAUUUUCAAUUUCUUACAUUGUUUCCUGCCACUGUAAGUGGUAGACUUGCAAAGAUUUUCGAAUCUAUAGAACUAUACAUAUCAAACAAUGUGAAGGAUAUUGAAACCAAGGAUAUUCGUAUCUCAAUUAUGGAAAAAGCAGAAAAGGAGGUAAAUGAAAUGUUUGGUACAACCAAUCCAGACUAUGGUUGGAAAAUUUAUUUAAAGAAAUUGGAUAUGGAAAUUCUAAUUAAAAAGACAACCUCUGGUUACUAUAUGAUUGGUAAGGGUAGUUUUUCUUCGAGGUAUUCACCAGAGUUAUUGGCUGAUGUACUCUAUCAGAAGAAUCCUUUCGAAUGGGAUACUUUUUAUGAUAAAACUAAAUUGGUUGAAAGUAUCAAUAGUUCAAUCAGAGAGGUCGAGGUUCAUUAUAGAAUGUGGAGAAAUACAAUCACCAUGAGAUUGCUACAAUCCGUUAAAAAAGGACCUGGUAAUUUCUCAUCGGUACAUUGGAGAAGUAUUUGUUCUCCAAAUUAUCAAGUGGCUGAUGGUAUCGAAGUACAUUAUCUUCCUACUGCACUCUUAAACUAUGGUUUAGGUGAUGGUAGUUUCACAAGUUUCUUGGCGGCAAUCGAGGUUAAAGGUUAUCCAACUCCUUGGGAGGAAGAGAUGGUAACUAAAAUGUUUGCUGCUAGAAUCAUUUCAAAUCAAAAUAGUAUCAUAAAUCAUGUAAAUAAAUUAACAGGUGGUUCAGAGAUGAUAAGAGAAUUACCUGUUAUUCCUUCAGUUCAACAUCAUUGUGGUGAUGUUGGUUCUCAUAUUGGUACUCCUCAAGUCUAUAAUGCAAUGGUCGAAAAUUUUGCUGAUAUACUUUUAGAUGAAGGUAAUAAAGAUGGAAAUGUAGUUUCUUCAAAAAAUAAAAGAAAAAGAAAUAAAAAUAAUGAAAAUAAAAAUAAUAAUAAUGAUAAUAUAAUUGAUGAAGAAAUUGAACAAGAGGAGGAAAAUAUUGAAAAAGAUCAACAACAAACCCAACAACAACAAACUCAAAAACAACAACAACAACAACAACAACAACAAAAAACACAACAACAACCACAACAGCAACAACAACAACCACAAGAACAACAACAAAAUCACUCACAACUAAAAAAAGAAAUCAAACCUACAAGACCAAGUAUUCGUUUUACCUAUUUAUUAAGUAACAGUAGUAGUGGACAACGUCCAAUUGCUUGGUAUGAAUCAAAAAAACAACCAUUCUUAUUUUUGGUUAGUGAUAGUAGUGAGAGAAAAGGAAAGAUUCAAAGAAAGACUUAUUAUUUCUCAAAUUCAGGUUUUGAUAAUUUACCAGAGGAAGUGGUUCAAAUUAUAUUUUCCAAUUUAUCGGCAAUCAAUAUUGUCAACUUAUCAUUAGUUUGUAAAAGAUUUAAAAUGGCAACUGAUAGUCCAAUUCUUUGGAAAAAUCUUUAUAAAAGUAAUCCAUUAUUUCAUAAAAAGACACCAAAAAGAAAACAAAUCAUUCAUUCAAAUCUAAGUAAUGAUGAAAAUAAAGUAAAUUCAAAUUCUGGUGAUUCUGCUGAUGGUUCAUCAAGCCAAGAAGAAGAAGAACAACAACAACAAAAUCAACAACAAAAUCAACAACAAAAUCAACAACAACAACAACAACAAACAUUUGACCUUUCAAAUAUUAAUUUAAAUGAUCCAAUAUCAUUAUUAAUGGUAUUUACAAAUGGAAUAAUUCCUCAAAAUUUAUCACCAACUGAAAUAAUAAAUGUUGGUGGAAUAGUGUCUCAAAUUGAUUUGAAUGAUCUUUCAAACGUUGAAACUCUUAUUCAACAAUUACCUCAUCAAGUUUUAUCAUUGAUUCAAAUGAAUACACUUGAUGCAAAGAUUCAACAUUUAUCAAUGAUUAGUGGAAUGCCAGCAACCAUUGGUCAAGAAUCACCAAUCAAUAAAAACUCUUCAGAUAAUCCAAAACCAAAUGCAUACAAUAAAAGAGAUAACAACUCUUAUAUUCCUGAUGAAGAGUUUAUUAAUUGGAAAUCACAUUACACUGAAAAACAUAAGCAAUCAAAGAGAUGGGUUAAUAUGGAACCAAUUCGUAUCACCCCUCUAAAGGGUCACAAUAGGGCAAUCAAAGCUGUAAAGAGUGAGGGUAAUUCAGCUAUCACCGUAUCAACAGAGAAAAAAAUCAAAUUUUGGAAUUUAAACACUGGUCAAUGUAUUGGAGACUACGAAGGUGAAUCAGGUGUUCUCUCUGUAGAGUAUGAUCACACUCAAAAGUCAUCUUGUAUUUGGCCAUUGUCAGAUUAUACCAAAGUCCACAUUGGCCAUAAGAAUGGUACCGUCACUAUGGUUGAUUUCAUUGAACAACCAAUUGAAGUUAUUCAUACAUCAAGACCAACCAAUUUGGCUGAUGGUUUCGAUUUCACCUUUCCUGGUAAAUAUUUGAUUUGGGAACACACAAUCAUUCACUAUUGGGAUGUUGAAACAAGUACACUCUUGUGGAAUGAACUAAAUGCUCACACAAAGAAAAUCACUCAAUCAAAGAUUGUCGCACAACAUGAACUUUCUAAUAAAGGUAUCGUAUUCACAACUAGCUCUGAUAAAUCUGCAAAAGUUUGGGAUUUAACAAAUGGUACUUGUAUAAAUACUUUGGUUGGCCAUUCAUAUGCCGUCAAUUGUAUUGAACCAAUUGGUGACUAUAUGGCUUUGACAGGUUCCACUGAUAAAACUCUUAAACUUUGGGAUCUUAGACAAGCCUCAACAUUUAUAUCUAGUUACUCUACUAAACACACUGGUCCAAUUAGAUGUAUUUCCUAUCAAGAAAAGAAUGGUAUUGUUUUAAGUGGUAGUGAUGAUGGUUCAAUCAUUGCAUUUAACUUGGAUAAUUGGAAUCUUUCAAAUAUCUCUGUUGUUAAAAAACCAAUCUUUAAUAAUGUUAUUGGUAAUAUUGGUACAACAACAACAACAACUACUACUACCACUACAACUACAACUACUACUACUUCAACUACAAAUAAUACUAAUGUACCAGAGAUUCCAAAGAUUAAUUUAGGUACUUUUAAGGAUUCCAAAAGACUUCAUAAUCAUGAAUCUGCUGUAACUUGCAUUGAAUCUGAUGAAGCUGGUUUUAUUAGUGGAUCACAAAAUGGAUUGGUUUUGAGAUGGGACUUUUAA
Molecule: messenger RNA, 3744 nt
Organism: Dictyostelium discoideum AX4
Lineage: Eukaryota; Evosea; Eumycetozoa; Dictyosteliales; Dictyosteliaceae
Gene: fbxA
Exons: 2
Coding region: 1-3744 (1247 amino acids)
Molecular function (GO): lipid binding
Source: RefSeq, a predicted model, not a curated record